UCUCUAGAUUAGAAACUCAUUAGAAAAUUUAUUUUCAGCACCACUCCGGUAGGUUUUUACCAUCUCAAUACAUGUGGAGGUAUAGUCAAGCUAAGGAGAAGCUAUCAAAGGGAGGAGGUGAAGACCGAAGACACGUCCAUUGUGGGGGGGGGGGGGGGGGGGGGGGGGGGGGGGGGGGGGGAGGGGUCAGAGUAGUUAAGAGGGUAACCGUCGCUCCAGGUCAGCAGAGCAGUUUUUUCGAGGCAUUUACUUAUGAUGGCUAUAAAUAGGAGGUGAAGAUGACAGAGAAGAGGUUCGCCAAGAUCACACUAGACAACCCAAUGUCAAGUUUUUAUCAUUUUAUCUUUUCCUUUGUAAAUUUAGUCAUAGUCGUAAUUCUGGAGCUCUCAUUGAACCUCCAUAGGGCAUAGGAGUAGGAGUAAUUUGAUGUGGACUAUGUUGUUUAAUCGUUUGUAAGGAGUCAAGGUACAAUUCCAUUAUGUUCAACUCUAGUUUUCUAGUCAGGAAAACACAUUGGCACACCUUGUGGGACCCGUGUGUUCGAUUUGAUGGCUCCGAGGCAGAAUAAUCAAGAAGGUGACGCUCCAGCUGGUUUUGUGGAGGAGCAGGUGGCCAAUAUUGAACUUGGCCAGGUUGCAGAGGCGGUGGCCGGAAACAAUGUUGGGGGCGAGAUCCUACCAACAGAGACGUCUAGUGAAGUUAUGGGUGAAGCAGUGGGGAUCCUUCGUCGGAUGAUGGAGGAGAACCACAAGCUGGUGGCACAGAAACGUCGAGCCACAAAGGAGGACCAUGAAUUCACCAAUCUAAAUGAAUUCGGAUCAAAAUGAUUAGAAUAGUUGAAUAUUAAAAUGAAUGGAUUAGUUUGGAUUAGUGAAUUGGAUUAUAAGUUGCCCCUCUAAUAAAAUUUCAUAUUUAAACUAUACACUGAUUGUUGGUCAUAUCAAUGAAUUAACCAAGAAUCUCAAUUGUUGUCCAAUCUCACACAAUCAAACAUAGCCCACUUUGAUGCCUCGGGAUUAGGGAUGGCAAUGGGCAGGUCCGGGACGGGUAUCACGAUACCCAUACCCGACCUGUAGCAGGUCAGGUCCAAGUCGGGUAAUUUAUCACCGGGCGCGGAUCGGGGCAGGUCGACUCAAUGGGUAUGCAAUUUAGAUGACAAGCAUUAGAAAUAUUCAUUAUUUUCAUUAUAAGACCAAAAAAUAAAUCAUAAUAUGGUAAAAUAUAGUUAAAUUAUUGGU
Messenger RNA from Linum trigynum, 1238 nucleotides. The record is from the annotation of a GenBank genome assembly. NCBI's taxonomy places the organism in Eukaryota, Viridiplantae, Streptophyta, Magnoliopsida, Malpighiales, Linaceae.